UUGGGGGUGCUGCGUGGUGCGCGACGGCCCCGUGACCGUCGGCGUCCAGGGCAAGUCUGGAGGUCCGCGUAGAGCAGAGGAGUCCUGGCGAGGGAGCCCCGCCCCCGCCCCGACCCCUGGGCGACGUGGCUGGCCCCGGCACUCGGGGCAACGGAUUUAAGGGUGGAAGGACAUUGCUUACCGACCAAGUCUCCCCUCCCCACCCAGAGCCCCCCGUUUUGUAUUUGCGGGAAAAGAGACUCGCCCACGAAAGGAAAGAAAGAACAGUGGCUGGAGAAGAAAAAUGGGUACAGGACAAGCUGUUCCUACUAUUGUUCAUGGAUGAGACUUGAGCUUGACUGAGGGCCCAGAAGAAAGAUCCAGUUGAAAAGGUAAAUGAAUUUUGGAAGCGACCAUCUAAAGCCAAAGUGGCAGGUCUGUUUCGCCAAGUCUUCAAGCAUUUGUAGGCUUUGUGGAUUGGAAUUCCUCUUUCCAGCGCAUGACACAAGAUGGCUACCCCAGCUCUAGCUACUGUAUCUGCAUUUUAGCCAGCAGGAAAGAGUAAGGGAAUGUUCCUCUCUCCAGAACACAUUUUGGAAUUGUACCUAUUAUUUCUUACAUCUCAUAAGCCAAUAUUUAGUCAGAAGGCCACAACCAGUUGAAGGAAGUUUGAGAAAUGUGGUUUUUAUUUAGAAUGACCAAGUGCCCAGCUAGCUAAUUGUCAAGGUUCUGUUACAGAGGAAAACAAGAGGUCAUCUUGCAGGCAGGUGGUGAUAGGAGUCCAGGAAAGUGUUUGUUUGUUUGUUUGUUUGUUUGUUUUCAGCCUCACUAAUGAGAAGCAAGCAAGGGAGAAGGUUGAAAAUGAGAGUUGGUUGAGUUAAUCAAGUAGGCCUGCUUCAGGGAGAGUUGAAAUUUAAUGGAGCAGGAUCCUGGAGGAUCAAGAAAGGAUGGAUUCAGAGUUCAUACCUUGGGAUGUCUUCAUGCAACAACAAUAAUAAUAACUUCCAUGUACAGAGCCCUUACCGAGUGCUUUAUGUGCAUGAUGUCUUUUAAUCCCCAAGAGGCUGCCCCACUUUACAGAUGAGGAAACUGAAGUUUACCUGGACCCAACGUGUGAUAGAAAUACACCCUCCAAGAAUUUGCUUUUCUCCAGUUUUGAAUCUUUUCUUCCAGAGCAGCCUUGUUUUCGAAAUGAUUUGCAGGCUGCCAGAGGAGGACGCGAGAGGAAGUCUGGCCCUUUGGAGCCCGCCUGCCAAGCACAUCUGGAAGUGGUUUCAGGGGCCGCCUCACUUGGCCAGCAUAACGCCUGGAUUCCCAGCUGCUUGGAGCAGGGGUGGAAGAAACCUGAGCCACUCCAAAGUCGACGCAAGCAAGGUGGGGGGGAGGGUCUGGUGGGGGAGAAAGACUUUUGGAAACGUAAUAUUGGCCUUGAGGCUCUCCAGCCCUUUGGGAUUUCCAAUGGGAUCUUAGAAGCAGCUGGAGCAGCGUGAAGGGCAGCAGCCACGAUUUGAACGCUCUGCCCUGCAGCUCUUCUGGACCAAGGAGCCCAGAGACGUGCUCUCACCGCUUACCAGGUCACAGUUUUUAUCCACGUGAACACACAUGGCUUUAUUACGAAAAAUUAAUCAGGUGUUGCUGUUCCUUCUGAUUGUGACCCUCUGUGGGAUUCUGUAUAAGAAAGUUCAUAAGGGGACUGUGCUCAGGAAUGAAACAGGUGAUGACUCUGAGGCUGCUGAGGAAAUGGAAGAUGAGAUCCCCGUGGUGAUUUGUGCAGCAGCAGGGAGGAUGGGUGCUGCUAUGGCUGCCAUCAACAGCAUCUACAGCAACACCGACGCCAACAUUUUGUUCUAUGUAGUUGGACUCCGGAACACUCUGUCCCGAAUACGAAAAUGGAUUGAACAUUCUAAACUGAGAGAAAUAAACUUUAAAAUUGUGGAAUUCAACCCUAUGGUCCUCAAAGGGAAGAUCAGACCAGACUCCUCGAGACCGGAACUGCUCCAGCCUCUGAAUUUUGUUCGAUUUUAUCUCCCUCUGCUUAUCCACCAACAUGAGAAAGUCAUCUAUUUGGACGAUGACAUAAUCGUACAAGGGGACAUCCAAGAAUUGUACGACACCACCUUGGCCCUGGGCCAUGCAGCAGCUUUCUCAGAUGACUGCGACUUGCCUGCCUCUCAGGACAUACACAGACUUGUGGGGCUGCAGAAUACAUAUAUGGGCUAUCUGGACUACCGGAAGAAGACCAUAAAAGACCUGGGCAUAAGCCCCAGCACUUGCUCUUUCAAUCCUGGUGUGAUUGUUGCCAACAUGACAGAAUGGAAGCACCAGCGCAUCACCAAGCAACUGGAGAAAUGGAUGCAAAAAAAUGUGGAGGAGAAUCUGUACAGCAGCUCCCUGGGAGGAGGGGUGGCCACCUCCCCGAUGCUGAUUGUGUUUCACGGGAAGUACUCCACCAUCAACCCCCUGUGGCACAUAAGGCACCUGGGCUGGAAUCCAGAUACCAGAUAUUCGGAGCAUUUUCUGCAGGAAGCAAAACUACUCCACUGGAACGGAAGACAUAAACCUUGGGAUUUCCCCAGUGUUCACAAUGACCUAUGGGAGAGCUGGUUCGUGCCUGACCCUGCAGGGAUAUUUAAACUCAAUCACCCCAACAGCUGAUAUAACUUGACAUUCUAAAUACUUCCUCUAUAAAUAUAUGCAAUUGUCCAUUUGUAGCCUACUAUAACACUGUUUUUUCUGAACAGUACCUUUGAUACAUAUGAUCCACAAUUUAAAAAAAAAAAACCCACUGUGUGCAAAUAGUACCUUGGAUCAUAUAGAUUCUGAUUUACUUCCUUAAGUACAAGUGGCAAUUAUAAAGGAUUAUGUGAGUGAAAUGUAUUACUGUAAGGAAUUAAACCCAUGUAGAUUUCAACAACUUGCUUAACUCUGAAUGAGUUAUAUCCACAAAUUAAAAACGUUUCUAAAUAUAUUUUUCACAUGUAGAUAUUUUUAAACAGGUUGCCAAUUGCCAAUCUUGUGUUUUGUAGAUUUUUAUAGAUUCAUGUACAUUUAAAGCAUAAAUGCCUGAAAAAAAUAAAAUAUUCAUAGAUUUUUAAUGAUUUUCAUCAUUUAUAUUUAUAUAUUUAUUCUGUAUGUUAAUAGAAGGUAAACUGAUCUCAGGUUGACAAGGGGAAGGAACACCAGUAAGUCUUGCUACAGAAAACGCUGCAACUUAAGGAUAACCAUUCUUAUUAUUUUUUAUUGUAAAACCCAUCAGACUUUCAAAUGAAUUUAAAAA
Camelus dromedarius (Arabian camel) is the source of this 3256-nucleotide messenger RNA. RefSeq names its product glycosyltransferase 8 domain containing 2 (gene GLT8D2). Bases 1582 to 2634 code for a protein of 350 amino acids. Gene Ontology annotation, molecular function: glycosyltransferase activity. The record is from RefSeq and is a predicted model, not a curated record. The transcript is spliced from 14 exons. Lineage: Eukaryota; Metazoa; Chordata; Mammalia; Artiodactyla; Camelidae. Gene Ontology annotation, cellular component: Golgi apparatus.